GGGUGAAUUACUGUAUAUACAAUACAUAGUAUCACUAUGCAUGAUGCAUAUUGUUUGUGAAAAUAUAUUAUUACAUCCCGCCUUAAUAGUCACCUAGGGUGCCAAAUGGAGUAGGAUGAGCACUGACCUCAACUGUUACUCAACGGCACACUUUGACCUUGAAAUUACUCUAUAGUUUAGAAUAAGUUGUAGAUUUCAAAACAGCUUUUAUUUGCAGCCAAUUUCAUUGUCAGUUUAAAAAAAAAAUCUCUUACAAAUAUUAAAGCAAAACAACACUCCAUGGUUUCCCCUUUAAUGUAUAAACAUAAUCACAUUUGUCACAUUUUUAUCAUAAUCAUCUCAGGCAUCAGGCUGGUUGGAGGUUCACGCUGUUCUGGAAGACUAGAGGUUCCUCAUGGGAACACAUGGCACACAGUGUGUGCUGCUGCCUUUGACCAGCAGGAUGCAGAGGUUGUGUGUAGAGAGCUGGACUGUGGGGCUCCUGUACAGGUGCUGGGAGAAGAUGUUUUUGGAAAAGGAGACGCUCAGAUGUGGACACAAGAGAUUCAGUGUGGGGGAGACGAGUAUCAGUUUGCUCUCUGCCCAAUGUCACCUUCACACAAUUGUUCCUAUGACAAUGAUGUGAGCGUUGUAUGUGCUGAAACAGCAGGGCCGGCCCGAGGCAUAAGCGAACUAAGCGGCUGCUUGGGGCCCCCUGGCCAAUAGGGGGCCCCCCAAUCGUGUUUUCCCCAAUCGUGCCAUGUCACAAAAAAGGAUGUAUCCCUCUGGUGCCGAAAAAAGAAAGAAGAAAAAGACAGAGGAGGAGAAAAAAGAGCAAGAUAAAGUACUUUGGAGCACAACCAACUCUACCCGCCCCUGAUGUUUCAAGUGUCAGUGCCUCCACAGCUGAUGAUACAGCAGGUUCAUCCACUGCAGAGUUACAAGCACCUGAAAGUGACGAGCAGUUACAAGCACUUACAUUCACUGAUACAUCAGUUUCAACCUCAGCCAGCAUGACAGGUCCUUCUACAUCUGCACCCACUACUAUAGAUUUCCCAUCCACUCCCUCAACAAGCUCCAGCUAUCAAGAUAGAUCAACAGCUCCUCCAGUUGACCCAGUUGAAUGGUCAGAAUUCCUGUCAGACUCAGAAAGGACUGAUCUGGUAAAAAGAGGGCCAGUGCCAAUAAGUGACACCUUCACCUUCCCCAAGAAAUCAGAUGGACGAAGCUUUCACUACCACUAUACAUACAGACAAUUAGUUAAUGGGGAAAAAAUCAAGCGAAGCUGGUUAAUUUAUUCAAAAAAAAAAAGAUGCGGUUUACUGCUUCUGUUGCAAAUUAUUCUUGAAGAAGUCCACAAAACUGUCAACAGAGGGACAGCGUGAUUGGGUAAAUGUAGGUGCUUUGCUGAAACAGCAUGAGAAUAGUCCAGAUCAUUGCAAUAAUAUGGUGAAGUGGAAAGACUUUGCCCUCCAUCUUUCUAAGCAGAAGACUAUUGAUGCAACAGAAAUGGCCCUUUUGGAGGCAGAAAAAAAAUCGUUGGAGAGAUGUUCUCAUCCGUUUGAUUAGUAUCAUUCAGUCUUUGGCAGAGAGGAAUCUUGCACUCAGGGGGUCUGUCGAUACUUUGCAUCAGGCCAACAAUGGGAACUUCCUUAAAGAGGUGGAACUGAUAGCAAAAUUUGACCCUGUGUUAAAAGACCACAUCAGACGAAUUGAUAGUGGAAUGCAGCACAACACGUACCUAGGUAAGACUAUCCAGAAUGAGCUGAUAGAGUGUGUCAGUGACAAAAUAAUUGAGGUAAUGGUGGCAGAAAUCAAGAACUGCAAAUAUUAUUCAAUUAUUUUAGACUGUACACCUGAUGUUAGUCUCCAUGAACAAAUGUCUGUUGUGGUGCGCACAGUCACUCUGGGCAAAACACCAGAAAUAAAAGAGCACUUUUUAGGAUUUCUGAUAGCUCCAGAAUCCACUGGCCUGGGUUUGUCCAGUCUAAUUCUUAACAGGCUUGAGGAAUUGAACAUCCCUUUUCAGGAUUGUCGGGGGCAGUCCUAUGACAAUGGGGCUAAUAUGAAGGGAAAAAACAAAGAUGUGCAGGCUAGGCUAUUGGUUAAAAAUCCAAGAGCUUUUUAUGUGCCUUGCAGUUCUCAUACUCUAAAUCUGACAGUGUCAGAUGCAGCUAAAGCAUCAACGGAUGCUUCUUGUUUUUUUGGAAAUGUGGAGAAGGUGUACAAUUUGUUCGCUGGGUCCACUCAAAGGUGGGCCAUCUUACGGAAGUUUGUUGACCUCACCCUCAAGUCCUGGAGUGAGACGCUCUGGGAAAGCCGGAUAAAAAGCAUUGAAGCUUUGCGCUACCAGUCAGAGAAGGUGAGGGAAGCCCUGCUAGAAGUUAGAAAUAAAGCGACGGACCCUGUAGUGGCUGUUGAAGCCAACUCCCUUGCGGAAGAAAUAGGUUCAUCAUUAAUCAUUUCAGAUUUGUUGUGUCGUCUGGUAUGACAUUUUGUCUAAAAUUAACAUCACUAGCAAGCUUCUACAGUCAACCAACAUGCAGCUUGAUGUAGCUGUUAACCUUGUACAAAAGAACAAAGCCGAACUCAUCAGUUACCGAAAAACAGGCUUCUGUGAUGCACAGACAUCUGCAAAAGAAAUUUGUGAGCAGAUGAACACAGAAGCAGUGCUGAAAGAAAAGCGAUUGCAUUCUACAAAAAGGCACUUUGCCUAUGAGGCUGCAGAUGAGCCAAUAGUGGAUGCUAUGAAGAGGCUAGAAGUGUCCUUUUUUAAUGCUGUAGUGGACUGUAGCAUUCAGUCGUUGGAGGAUAGAUUUAAGUCUCUAAGUGAGGUUAAAGAAAACUUUGGAGUGCUGCUCAAUUUUAGGGAGCUAGAUCGGAAGAUCCGGAGGGAACAAUGUGAGCUUCAUGGGGAAAAACUCUCUUGUGGAGAGGAGGCUGAUAUUGAUGGUAGUGCAGUGGCUGUAGAGAUUGAGAGUCUUCCUGAACUUCCCCAAACUAUGAUGACCGCCCUUGAGCUUCUCACAUACCUCUCACAAAAUGAGAUGUGUGAGCUUUACCCAAAUCUUUGGGUAGCUCUCAGGAUAGCCUGCACUCUGCCUGUGACAGUUGCCUCAGCAGAGAGGAGCUUUUCCAAGCUCAAAUUGAUUAAAACAUACUUGAGAUCAUCAAUGGCCCAGGAAAGACUAAGUGGACUUGCAGUUAUUAGUAUUAAUAACAAAGUUGGCCAAGCAAUACCAUACAAUGAUGUCAUCAGUGACUUUGCCUCCAGAAAAGCUAGGAAGGAACGAUUUUGAGGUCAUUGUUGUACAAUUGCCAUUGUUGAACCCUUGCUAUUCUUAUGUUUCUAAUUAAUCUAUUUUUUUGUAACAUUAUAUUUUUGAUUAUAUUAAUGUU
Molecule: messenger RNA, 3378 nt
Organism: Megalobrama amblycephala (Wuchang bream)
Lineage: Eukaryota; Metazoa; Chordata; Actinopteri; Cypriniformes; Xenocyprididae
Product: scavenger receptor cysteine-rich type 1 protein M130-like
Exons: 5
Coding region: 1478-2470 (330 amino acids)
Cellular component (GO): membrane
Source: RefSeq, a predicted model, not a curated record